This is a messenger RNA of Stereum hirsutum FP-91666 SS1, 762 nucleotides long. RefSeq names its product glycoside hydrolase family 61 protein. Bases 1 to 762 code for a protein of 253 amino acids. Lineage: Eukaryota; Fungi; Basidiomycota; Agaricomycetes; Russulales; Stereaceae. The transcript has 8 exons. The record is from RefSeq and is a predicted model, not a curated record.
AUGUUCUACGUCGGGCUCACUGCUCUUACUGCUUUUUUCGUUGGGCUCCGUAUCCCUAGCGUGCAUGCGCAUGGAUACGUCCAGGAUGUCGUCGUCGACUCAACCCAUUACACUGGUUACCUACCGUAUAGUGAUCCGUACUACAACCCUGUCCCGGAGCGUAUUAUCCGCGCGAUUCCUGGAAAUGGUCCUGUCACGGAUCUGAGCCUCAUUGAUGUUCAGUGCAAUGGUUACACGGACGGAGGCGUCAUCGGGAGUGAGCCUGCGCCUAUCUAUGCAACUGUAGCGGCGGGGGACGAAAUGCAUUUGAACUGGACGACUUGGCCUGACUCUCAUAUUGGACCGAUGAUCACGUACAUGGCUCUCGCUCCUUCUGAUAUCACGGAGUGGCUACCAGGAACCGAUGCUGUCUGGUUCAAGGUCGCUGAAGCUGGAAAGGCGGCUGAUGGGACUUGGGCCUCGACUACUGGCUUAACCGCUACCGACAGCAUCUAUACAUUCACAGUUCCUGCCACUUUGAAGCCCGGACAGUACAUCGUUCGCCACGAGAUCAUUGCCUUGCAUGCAGCCUUCGUGUACCCUGGCGCGCAAGUCUACCCAUCCUGCAUCCAGAUUGAAGUCACCGGUUCUGGGAUUGCCUUCCCGACAUCGUUCGUCUCCUUCCCCGGAGCCUAUACCGCUGACACUCCCGGAAUCGUAUACGAUGCCUACACCAAUACGUCGGCGUACCCGAUUCCGGGACCUGCUGUCUGGUCAGGCUGA